Molecule: messenger RNA, 684 nt
Organism: Penicillium manginii
Lineage: Eukaryota; Fungi; Ascomycota; Eurotiomycetes; Eurotiales; Aspergillaceae
Exons: 2
Coding region: 1-684 (227 amino acids)
Source: RefSeq, a predicted model, not a curated record
AUGCCACCUGUCAAGCUGGAACAAGAUACUGACACAGACGCUGGAGCCGGAGCCGACAAUCGCAUUGUCACGCGUAACAGGAAGAGGCUGCAUGUUUUGUCAAUAUUUAUUGAUCGCAUACUGACCAUGAUGAUUAGAAACGGGGUUUUCUUCAACACCUAUUCAAAUGGAAGCACUUUCUGUGGACAGGAAAACGGGACUAGCAUCGCAACUUUCCCCGACGGCAGCACACACUGCACCAACGGUCACGGAGGGAAGAUUGAACUUAGUGCCGAUGGAACCGUAUCCUAUACUAAUGAAAACUUCACCCACAACAUGAAAGUUGCAACUUUCAGCCGUAACAUGAAUGUUACGGAUAUCGAAGGGCAGAUCAUUGCAGAUUGUCGUCAUUUUGCCGGCGUCGGACGACUUUCUUUCCAGAAAGACGACGAUGGAAGCUCCUUUUUCACCUACCCCGAUGGAGCCACAGUUCACGCCGAUGCGAGUGGAGGAGGGUUUGUCUUCACUUUCACCGAUUCAGCCACAUACACUGUCGACGGCAAUGGACAUGCCGCCUUUAACUUCCCGAGUGGUUGCACGUAUCGCUCCGAUGGCCAAGGGGGCUUUGUUUAUACCAACUCUGCAAACAACACAUUUCUGAGAAAUGCCCCAGGAAUCCCAAUGGACACUGCUUCAAGUUCUUGA